Messenger RNA from Emiliania huxleyi CCMP1516, 1077 nucleotides. RefSeq lists its product as hypothetical. The transcript has a single exon. The record is from RefSeq and is a predicted model, not a curated record. Lineage: Eukaryota; Haptophyta; Isochrysidales; Noelaerhabdaceae. Bases 1 to 1077 code for a protein of 358 amino acids.
AUGCCGGGACGAGCGGCAACGCCUGCAGACGCUGCCGCAUCGUGUUCCUUCGGCGGUUGGCUCGAAUUUGUGUGGGUGCGCUUUGACGAGUCGUUCGAGGCCGUGCUGCCGCUCGUGCGCCAAUCGCCAGUCACAUUCUACCAGGUAGUCGACUCUGGCAGGGCCCAUCCCUCGUACAGGACACCGGCUGCGGUACGCAACAUCACUUGUGGCGCGUGUUGCCGACGUCGAUUCGUGCCCAAUCGCGGUCGCGAGACACCGGCGUACUUGCACUACAUGGCGGAGCGCUACGACACACUACCACAGUGGGUGGCCUUUGUCCACGGUGCACCGCACGGCACAAGGCACACGCUGCAUCGCGUGGCAGCGUGCCUCUGGCGUGAGGCGCCUCCAGAGUGGAAUGCUGCAGAAACUGUCCCCGAUUAUGUGCCGAUCGUGCCGACGACAUACGUUGCACACCGUGAUAUCCACUACCGGGACUGGGAGCCAGGCUACGCGGAGCUUUGGCGUCGGUGGCGUUCAAGCUUCCGGCCAGCCAGCGCCGCGCUCGCGCGCGACGCGAUCGACGACCCGACGCCACAUCUGCCACGCCAGCACACGGGUGUGCGUAACGUCUCCUUCGAGUGCUGUGCGCAAUUUCUCGCUUCCCGGCGCGCGCUGCGGCGCAACCCGCGGCAAGUGUACGAAGUUGGGCUCGAGGUGGCCCUCACCUUCGAUGGUGCCAACCCAAUCAAGGCAUCUGUGCUCGACAAGGCCUCCAACUUCGGGCUCAAUUGGGCGGGUUCGGCGUUCGAGCACAUAUGGCAUGUCCUCCUCGGGCAACCGGUGCACAUCGAGAAGCACUGCAACCCGUGCGCCAGUGAGGACAGUGGGCAACGCGGCAUGGGCAACCCGAAUGCGAGCCACGGACCGUUCCGCUGCUGCGCAACGACGACAGGGAGUUGUCCGGCGGACCACGCGGCGUCGGAACGCCCGCGCGCGCGUCACGCUCGGUGCGACGGAGCCGCUGAGACGCGGGACGGACGACAGCAUGCAACAGCAUGCACGCAUGACCACGUGGGACCCUUAGUGCGUUAG